UCCACCAUUUUCCUCUCUUCCUUUCUCUCUCUUCAAGUUUUCUUUCUCCAGCCAAGCAGAGAGAGAAAGAAAGAAGAGAGAGAGAGAGAGGCACCACUAAAUUAAUAAAUUUCAACAUUCAUUAAAUUCUUUCUCCAUUAAAUUUUUUUGGAAGCAAACAUUUGAUUUUCACGGCUAACUUCCGUCGUGCUAAUCGGAGUUCCAGGAUACUCAGGCCCAACUAAUUCUUAGCUUUUUAAAAUGAUGCGAAUGAAGACUAGGAACGACCCUUUGCCGCCACACAUCGACGGCGGCGGCGUGGGGCGGCGUGGAGGUGGCGUUGAGAAAGAGUGGGAGCUCAGGCCCGGCGGGAUGUUGGUGCAGAAACGGACCGACGCGGAGAACAACCCGGCGGCGCCGCCGCCGAACAUCCGCGUGCGUGUCAAAUACGGAUCGAUCUAUCACGAAAUCCACAUCAGCUCACAAGCCACCUUCGGGGAGUUGAAGAAGAAGUUAACCGGGCCCACAGGGUUACACCACGAGGAUCAAAAGCUGUACUACAAGGAGAAAGAGAGGGAUUCAAAAACGUUUCUUGACACAGUAGGAGUGAAGGACAAAUCUAAAGUCGUGCUUCAGGAAGAUCCAAUCAGCAAAGAAAAACGCUACCUCGAAAUUAGGAAAAAUGCUAAAUUGGAAAAGGCUGCUAAAUCCGUUUCAGAUAUCAGCUUGGAGGUCGACACCCUCGCUGGACAGGUAUCUGCACUUGAAUCCAUAACUUGUAAUGGUGGGAAAGUUGCCGAGAAGGAUGUUGUAACCCUAAUUGAAUUGUUGAUGAGUCAGCUUCUUAAAUUGGAUGCCAUCAUUGCUGAUGGUGAUGUCAAAUUACAGAGGAAAAUGCAGGUGAGAAGGGUGCAGAAGUGUGUAGAAACUCUUGAUGUGAUGAAGGUCAAAAACUCGAACCCGACGAGCAACGGGACCGCCCACCCCCCGUUGAAGCAGAAGCACUCAAACGGGGAGGAACACUCUAAUUCGCCCAAUCAAGAACAAGAGCAGCCAUCGAGGAACUCUGCCUCGGUUGUAAUAACAACACAAUGGGAGACGUUCGAUUCUGCACCACCACCGACGACUUCAACGGCCACGAUUCGUCCAGCACAACCCAGUUUUACAUGGGAUUUGCUCUGAUUAUAUCAUAUAUAUAUAUCGUCGUUAGGUAUACUAUUAGUACUAGAACACAACGUAUUACGUGCUUAAUUAGUGUGGAUGUGCAUCUUUCGAUUUUUUUUUUCUCCAUCCUAAGUUGUUGGUUUGGUAUCUAUUUCUCUCCAUCCAUCCAUUUUUUUUUUUGGUUUAUGUACUGAAAUAAAUGUGAGCUACUGUUAUAAUGUUUGAUAUUAAUUGAAGUAUUAUUAAUUUUUCAAUU
Erythranthe guttata (spotted monkey flower) is the source of this 1399-nucleotide messenger RNA. RefSeq names its product BAG family molecular chaperone regulator 1. Gene Ontology annotation, molecular function: protein-folding chaperone binding; adenyl-nucleotide exchange factor activity. Gene Ontology annotation, biological process: protein stabilization. The record is from RefSeq and is a predicted model, not a curated record. Gene Ontology annotation, cellular component: cytoplasm. Lineage: Eukaryota; Viridiplantae; Streptophyta; Magnoliopsida; Lamiales; Phrymaceae.